AUGUCGUAUCCAAUGCUGCCCACGAACCUCCCUCCCACAACGCCGCAGAAGCCCCUUCCAGGGGCCUAUCUACAAACUCCAGCGGUGCCUCACAAUAACAUGUUUCAAUCUCCGCAGCAAGCUGGCCCCAACCCGCAGCCUCAGAUGACAUCCCCUCACGCAACGUUGCCCAAACUGCCGCCAGCGGCCUCGAAUACCCAGAACCAGACCUUGAGUACCGAGGAGCGUGGCGCCCGUACCAUCAAUGAUACCUUAUUCUCAGAAUCGCGGUAUCCAGACCUAGAUAGCUACUUGUCUCUUGUGGCUGACCUCUCGUCGCGUGUGCUCUCAGAGGGAUUUUCCUCCGAAUAUGACAUCCCCGCAUCCCCAUCAUGGGCGCCAUUCCAAAAAGUCAAAAUGUAUAACAUACCCGACCAGAUAUUUGAUCAGUACAACCGCGCACAAGUCUCGACAAGUAUGGGAUUAUUCGCCGAGUUGAAUCACGCAUGGGUCGCGAUCGACAAUGCGCUUUACCUAUGGGAUUUCACCCAUCCAAACCCUCAAUUGGUUGGAUUCGAAGAGCAGCCCAAUAGUAUCAAUGCCGUCAAGCUGAUGAAACCACGACCGGGAGUAUUCUUGCCUGCCAUUACUCAUCUGCUGAUGGUCGCCACAACCGCAGAGGUGAUUCUGCUAGGUAUGGGUGUUGAGACAACCCCCAGUGGAUCCAGACAAGUCUCAUUGUUUCAAACCGGAAUGGCCGUCUCGAUUCGAGGACUUGAUGUCAAUGUCUUUGCUUCGUCAGACUCCACUGGUCGAAUUUUCUUUGGCGGGUUAUCCGAUAACGAUGUCUAUGAGCUUACAUAUCAACAAGAAGAACGGUGGUUCCAGGGUCGGUGCGCGAAAGUGAAUCAUACCAGCUCCCGCCUUUCUGCCUUUACCCCAUCCCUGAGCUUCAGCAACCUUGCAGCCUUGUCGCAGAAGCCUUCCGAGCAUGUGGAGCAGAUGGUGAUUGAUGACAGCCGCAGACUCUUGUAUACGUUGUCGUCUGUAUCCACCAUUCGCGUCUUCCACAUGAAGCCGGACGGUACUCUUUCUCUGGCAAUCACCAAGAAGGCGCUGGAUAUCUACUCCAACAUCGGACACAUUAUUGCAUCCAACGAAACUUUGAAUCCGAAAGUAAAGAUCGUUUCUAUCAGCCCCGUUCCUGCUGCGGAAGCCUCACGUUACCACCUAGUGGCGACGACUGCUACCGGUUAUAGAAUCUAUCUUAGUGCCACAAGCUCAUAUAGCUGGUCGCCGACGCCAAACGGUACCAAUGCCCCCACCAGCAUGCAGGCCCAGCAUGUGAAGACACCCCCCGUCGAUAAUGCUGCUGCAGCCGCUGUCUCUUCUUUGUCCGAUUUUGCCGGUGGGCUUUCUCGCCUGUCUACCUCCGCCACGAAAGUCCCUAUCCAGUCUCUUUCUCCUACUCGUAUGGCGGCACGCUUUCCUCCAGGCUACUUUUUCUGCUUUACCUGCAAGGGUGCCACACAGAAAGCGGAUACGCUCUUCAUUUCCUCGCCAGAAUUGGGUCGCAUCUCUCGUUCCCCAGAAAAUGUGAUUACUGGCAAGGCAGCGGAAUCUGCUAUCUGGUUAAGUCUAGGCGGUCGAGCGGAGGAUAUCGGUCUGUGUUCGGGCACCCCUCCCGCUAUUCCUGGCGGCGGCUUUGGCAACGAGAUGGCCAUCCAGUUUGAUCAUCCAGCUGCCGAGAUUGCAAUUUUGACAAACACCGGCAUUCAUGUGAUCCGUCGACGUCGUUUAGUGGAUAUUUUUGCUGCUUUGGUGCGCAACGGAGGGGAAGGGGAUCAAGGCCUCGAGACCGAGAUCAUCAAUUUCAUCAGGACUUAUGGUCGUAGUGAAACACUCGCAACGGCCCUUGCGGUGGCUUGUGGCCAGGGUGUGGAGAUCUCUCCUGACCAACGUCUGACUCCGAUUAACGACCCAGAUGUACUGGAGUUUGCUCGCAGAGUCUUCAUUGAUCAAGGCGGCCGGCCCUCCAACAAUGAGAAUAUCGUAACUGACAAUUCGACUCCAGCCAUCGAUGCCGUCAAUCCUUCCCCUCGCCACGCCGGUAUUGCCUUGUAUAUCUCCCGUCUUGUGCGGUCGAUCUGGAAAAAGGAGAUCGCGAAGAUGGGUAAAGGCGCGAAUGGUGCGAUGACUGUUUCCGCAUCGGUGAGCGCAGCCAAAUUGCAAACAAUCCAGCACGACCUUUCAGCCCUGCAAAAGUUUUUCCAGACCAAUAAAACUUUCAUUGAGGGCUUGAGCGGACCGGAGGCCCUGGCCCGAGUGUCGACCAAACAAGAAGAAAUCGCGCUGCAAGCCGAGCACCGUGCCCUGCAUUCCCUUGUCCAGCUUGUUUCUCAAACAAUUGAGGGCAUCUCCUUUGUCCUGGUUCUGUUUGAUGAGCGCGUGGACGAAAUUGUGGCUACUCUGCCCGAAGAAUCGAAGCAACGGUUCCUGAAGCUGACUUUCGAAGAACUUUUCAGCAGCACCAAGGGCCAUGAUAUUGCCAAGGAGCUAGUCAAGGGCAUUGUGAACCGUAACAUUGCCAAAGGCUCAAAUGUUGAGACUGUUGCCGACGCUCUUCGACGUCGUUGUGGCAGCUUCUGCAGCGCCGAGGAUGUAGUCAUCUUCAAGGCGCAAGAGCUACUAAAGCGUGCCACAGAGGCCGGUGCCAACUCUGAGUUGGGGCGAAAUUUGCUCAAUGAGAGUUUACAUCUUUUCCAGCAAGUUUCUGACAGCCUCCCAAUGGACUAUUUGGUAUCAGCCGUGGACAACUACAUCGUCAACCAGUUCUUUGCCGGUGCCAUCCAACUCGCCCUCAACGUGGCUGGACGCUCCGACAAAGCGAAUGUCGCGCUCUCGUGGAUUAUGGACGGCCGUCCUGAACAGGUGCCUAUCCCACUUGGCCUUUCUACAAUCCACCCGCUCAUCUGUUCCCAGGACCCACGCAAGGAUUACUUCUAUUUCCGCAAACAAUGUUACGACCUUAUCUCCAAAGUUGUCCUCGCCGUGGACACUCUGGCCGCGUCUGACCCCGGUGUCAUUGAUGGCCAAUUGACCAUCAUCGCCAAGCGCCAGAACGAGGCGUAUGGCGUCAUCUCAGAUUCGACGGACGAGGUUUUCCUGACGAGUCUGUAUGAUUGGUACUUGGAGCAAGGGUGGAACGAUCGCCUUCUCCAGACCCAGUCUCCAUUCGUUGUUACCUACCUCGAGCGCAAGUCCACUGAUGACAUUGCCCACGCCGACCUCCUCUGGAGAUACUAUGCGCAGUCUCAGCGGUUCUUUGAGGCGGCCAAGGUGCAGUUCCAAUUAGCUCAGAGUGCAUUCACUUUGCCUUUAAGUCGACGUAUCGAGUAUCUAGGCCGUGCACGUGCGAAUGCUUCUACUUUCACCCCCGAUGUUGGUCGCCAGUCCCGACAACGCCUGUUGCAAGAAAUAUCGAACCUCAUCGACGUGGCAAAUAUCCAGGAUGAUCUUCUACAGCGACUCAAGGAUGAUGCUCGCCUUGAUCCAGGACGCAAGACGGAAAUCCUCCGGGAUGUGGAUGGUCCCGUCAUGGACAUCAGCACACUCUUCAAUAAAUACGCCGACUCGGCUAGCUACUAUGACAUCUGCCUGCAGAUAUUUUAUCUGGCCGAUUAUCGGAAUGCUGCGGACAUCAAGGCCACCUGGCAGCAUUUGAUCCAGGAUCUACAUCAGACGACUGUGACCCGUGGCUCGCCACAGCCCUUUGAGGCCGUGAUCGAGAAGGUCCGCAGUCUUGGCAGCCGACUGCGGAUGUCGGAGACGAUUUUUCCUGUUCGCGACCUCCUGCCUAUGCUUGAACGGUAUUCGCUCGAGUCCCAGCGCCACGUCGGCUUGACCCACUGGGUAGUGGAUUUGUUCCUGGACCUGGGUGUUGCCCAUGAUGUGCUCUAUUCUGUGCUGGAGCAGAUGUGUUAUACUGACGAAGCCCCCUUUAAUGCCACGAACCGCCGAUAUGUCGCCGUGGACCUGAUCUAUCUAGUACAGGGGUGGUUCCGGGAAAGUGCUCGGAUGGGCGGUAUGGUCUUCGGGUCGGAUAACCAAGCCGAGCGGGUUGCCGAGGCGUUGUUGUUGGUGCAGCAAGGGUCGUCCUGGGCGCCUGCACAGCUCCAGGAGGAAGCGCAGAUGCUGCGAACCCGGAUCGAAGAACUGCUACGUUGA
Messenger RNA from Penicillium macrosclerotiorum, 4206 nucleotides. RefSeq names its product putative non-repetitive nucleoporin. The transcript has 4 exons. Gene Ontology annotation, biological process: protein localization to nuclear inner membrane; RNA export from nucleus; transcription-dependent tethering of RNA polymerase II gene DNA at nuclear periphery. NCBI's taxonomy places the organism in Eukaryota, Fungi, Ascomycota, Eurotiomycetes, Eurotiales, Aspergillaceae. The coding region runs from base 1 to 4206 and encodes 1401 amino acids. The record is from RefSeq and is a predicted model, not a curated record. Gene Ontology annotation, cellular component: nuclear pore; nuclear pore inner ring. Gene Ontology annotation, molecular function: structural constituent of nuclear pore.